AUGGAGGAAUCCACCAAGACGCUGGCGGAGUCUUUGAGUGUAGUCAAAGUCCAACGCGUCCAGCUUAAGCGCUAUCUAGAUAUGGACCGCGUUAUGGAUGCGCUCAAGAGUGCAUCGACCAUGUUGAGUGAGCUGCGCACCUCCAGUCUAACGCCCAAGCAUUACUACGAACUCUACAUGGCGGUCUUUGAUGCACUUCGUCACCUGUCGAUCUAUUUGUAUGAUGCUCAUACAGGCGGCAAGCACCAUUUGGCUGAUUUGUAUGAGCUUGUGCAGUACUGUGGGACAAUCGUUCCUCGCCUGUACCUUAUGAUCACUGUCGGCAGUGUGUACAUGUCUGUGCCCGACGCGCCCGUCAAAGAGAUCAUGAAAGACAUGACUGAAAUGAGCCGAGGUGUGCAGCACCCGACACGGGGACUGUUUUUGCGCCAUUAUUUAUCUGGGACGACGCGAGAUCAUCUGCCCAUCGGCACGGAUGCAGGACCUGCAGGCAACCUAUCGGACAGUAUCAGCUUCAUUCUUGCGAACUUUGUUGAAAUGAAUAAACUUUGGGUCAGGCAGCAACAUCUAGGCCAUUCUCGUGAGCGUGAAAAACGCGAGAUGGAACGCCGCGAGCUCCGGAUCCUUGUUGGUACGAAUCUUGUGCGCCUUAGCCAGCUCGAUGGCGUCACGCUUGAAAUGUACCAAACGACGAUUCUCCCUGCUCUGCUUGAGCAGGUGAUUCACUGUAAGGACGUCAUUGCACAGGAGUAUCUGAUGGAGGUCAUUAUCCAGGUGUUUCCGGAUGACUUCCAUCUGCGCACGCUCAAUCUCCUCUUGUCCGCCUGCACACGACUGCACCCGAAAGUCAGUAUCAAGCAGCUAGUGAUUUCACUAAUCAAUCGUCUCGCAGCUUAUGCGACUCGCGAAGCUGAGAAUGAAAGUGCCGAUGCUCGUGCACGCGAAGAAUACGAGGCCAAUGAACGUCUCGCGGCCAAGGUCCGUGACAUGCGUCGACAUGUCGUAAGUAAGCCGCCAUCGGCAAUUUGGCGUGAAAUUGUUCUGGAGCAAAACACAAAACGGGACACUUGGCGCCUCUUGUCGUCGGAUCUCGAGCAGGCGUUGCCCGAUGACGGCAACAACAUCUGGAGCGAUACAUUCAAGCCACCUUCAUCCUCUCAAGAGGACGAUGCCUGGAUCGAUGGCGAGAUCGCAGCUAAUGAAGCACCUAAAGAGGCGUCCGCCGAACCCGAGCAUGCAUUGGACGAAGAACCGUCUCAGUCGCCCGAUGUUGAAGGGGCUGAAUCUGACAAGCCACAACGUGAGCAAGAUCAAGCAGCAUCGGUGCCGGCCAAGUUCCGUGGGAUUCCAGAAGAUGUGCGCCUCUUUGAAGUGUUUUGGGAGCAGAUUAUGUUGCUGAUGCGGGCGCGACCUGAUUUAUCGACACAGGACAUCUCGUCUUUGCUCCUUGCCCUUCUGACCUUGUCACUUAGUUGUUAUCCAGACCGUCUUGAGUAUGUCGAUCAGGUGCUGGGCUUUGCGAAGGACAAAUUCACCGAAGCACUGGACGCCGGCGAAAAUACAGUUCUUUCGCCUCAGAGCAAUUUUCACGCGCUGCUCUUAGCUCCGAUCAAUUCGUACGCAAGUGCACUAACCCUUCUCGGCUUGCCACAGUUCCACGCGCUGUGGAUGAUGCAGCCACCUAUCACGCAGCGAUUGAUAGCACAGGCCAUUGUGCUUUCUAUGCUACGGCGCCAAACGAUCGUGUCUUCGCCUUCAGACGUAGAUGGACUGCUGGAACUGUGUGCGCCGCUGCUACAGAACCAGCCGGAGUUAACCGUGCAAGGCAUCGUGCCUGGCAGUGCAUCUGCACAGACGGUGUCGCAAGCGAACAAUGCGGUGCUGGACGAAAUUGCGAACCAACAAGGCGCUUUAGCUCGCUUGGUGCACUUGUUUCGUUCGGAUGAUCCAGAUACGCAGCUUGCUCUGCUAUAUACCGUUCGGCAGCGCUAUGUGCAAGGAGGCGAUGCCAUUCGAUCUACCAUUCCGCCUCUAAUAAUGGACUCCAUCGCGCUUGUGCGCCGCUUUGAGCUCUGUUCGCGAGACAAGAACUGGGAGCGCAAAAUGAAGACGCUUUUCCGCUUUGUACACCAGCUCAUUUCAACGCUGUACCACUCUGUCGAGUCGCCAGAGCUGUGCCUACGAUUCUUCCUUCUGGCUGCUGAGGUCGCUGACGAAGCAGGAUUCGAAGAGCUCGCGUACGACUUUUACGUGCAAUCCUUCACAAUAUUUGAGGAAUCCGUCUCUGACUCGCGCUCACAGCACCAAGCCAUCGGGUUUAUUACCAGCACUCUAUACAAAGCAAGGGCGUUUAGCCGCGACAAUUACGACACACUCGCUACGAGGGCUGCGCUAUACUCAGCAAAGCUGCUCAAACGGCCUCAACAGGCGCUCGCUGUGCUUAUGGCCAGCCAUUUGUGGUGGCAGCUUCCUGCACCCAAAGACCGGGGUAUCGAGCUACGACAUCCCCUUGUGAAGAGUGGACGUCGUGUGCUUGAGUGCCUGCAAAAGGCGCUGCGUAUCGCCGACGGCUGCAUGGACGAGCAUGCAACAAUCGACAUGUUUUGUCAUGCAUUGAACAAGUACAUCUACUACUUUGAGGUCGGCGUUGAUACAGUAUCAAGCCGACACAUUAACUCACUCGUCAACCUUAUUGCGAAGGCCCUUGAUACCAUCAAUUCUGACAACAAGCCCAUGAGCUGGCGACAGGUGUCGGUCGAUAUCCCAGCCAAUUCCGACGCCUCACAGCUACACUUCGUCAAUCUGCUCCGCUAUGUGGAAUCCAAGAAGCAGGCGGCCUUGGAUGCAGAGACAGGAAGCCUCGCUGGCCCAGACUGGCUCGGUCUUCAAACGACUGCCAUACUCACGCGCCUCGCGUCUACAUAA
Molecule: messenger RNA, 2925 nt
Organism: Malassezia globosa CBS 7966
Lineage: Eukaryota; Fungi; Basidiomycota; Malasseziomycetes; Malasseziales; Malasseziaceae
Exons: 1
Coding region: 1-2925 (974 amino acids)
Biological process (GO): retrograde transport, endosome to Golgi; intracellular protein transport
Cellular component (GO): retromer, cargo-selective complex; late endosome; retromer complex
Source: RefSeq, a predicted model, not a curated record